Molecule: messenger RNA, 2934 nt
Organism: Pungitius pungitius (ninespine stickleback)
Lineage: Eukaryota; Metazoa; Chordata; Actinopteri; Perciformes; Gasterosteidae
Gene: cplx3b
Product: complexin 3b
Exons: 3
Coding region: 438-908 (156 amino acids)
Biological process (GO): synaptic vesicle exocytosis; neurotransmitter transport; regulation of neurotransmitter secretion
Cellular component (GO): terminal bouton; SNARE complex
Molecular function (GO): syntaxin binding
Source: RefSeq, a predicted model, not a curated record
CCACGAGAGCGCGCAAAAACAAACACACACACACACACACACGUAGUCCGGCGGUGCGUGGGUUGGGCGGGGAGAGUGGCGGCGGCGGACAGAGUCACCGGAUUGGUAGAGUUCAGCGCCAAACUGACUCAUAACCAGGCGCGCGCUCUCUCCCAUCUCUUCGCGGCGCGGAGCUGUCCAUAAUCCAGUGGUGCUGAAACUCGCGAGCGCCAUCUAAGACUCACCCCCCCACCCCCCAUCACGGUUUGAUCGCACCCAUCGAGCCGCUUUCUCGUCGUCUUCUUGUUUUUAUCUGUGAAAGUUACACGCGCUUCUGUUUUAGCGUCACUUGGCGGAUUUUCAUCCGCGGUCCGCUCUACCCGCGGAGCGCAUCGCCUUCAACUUCUCGGCCGAUCCCACCCCAAAAGAAUUAAGUAGAAUCUCCGAGGGGCGCAACCAUGGCUUUCAUGGUGAAACACGUGGUGGGGGGGCAGCUGAAGAACCUGACGGGCGGACUGACGGAGGAGAAACCCGAAGCGGAGAAGACGGACGCCGCCGCAAAGGGGAUGACUCAAGAGGAAUUCGAACAGUACCAGCAACAGUUAGAGGAGGAGAAACAAGAACGAGAAGCAGAUUUUGCCCAGAAGAAAGCGGAGAGAGCUACCGUUAGAAGCCACUUCCGGGACAAGUACAGACUACCAAAGAACGAGCUGGACGAGACCCAGAUCCAGCAGGCGGGGGACGACGUGGUGCUGCCCACGGAGCUGGCCAAGAUGAUCGCUGAGGACAACCAGGAGGAGACGCACAAGCAGUCGGUGCUGGGCCAGCUCACCAACAUCCAGAACGUGGACAUGGACCAGCUGAAGGACAAAGCCCAGGCAACGCUGGAAGACCUCAAAAAGCAGACGGAGAACUGCAGCCUCAUGUGAUGCGUCCCGACUCUCAAAUCCCAGCCGGAUUAGAGUUUUAGUUGGGCAAAUAUUUUUCAAAGGCAGAGCUGCUCUGGAGGUGGACGCGUCCUUAUUGCUUUAAGGGGAGUGUCAGUCGGCAGAGCCACAUAAUAACAGUGUUUUAUAGACGGAGGCCCUGGAGAAGAGGAAGGGGUUUGUCUCCUGUUGACCUUCACACAUCCUCAAAGAAACCAAUGUCAUCUGAAUUCUUCUCAAAAUUAGCCCACACACACUUUUAGAGAUUUAUUUGGCUCUUCCCGUUGACAUUUAACCGACGAGAUUAAUUCUGCCUUUUCGAGCAACUCCUCCUCUGAGAAAUAUGAAUCCAUUAAAUCCUUUGCUCCCAUCAUUCCCUAACCUUCCCCUCGCUCUUCGUACGUCACGGGGCCGGUGAUCACACAUUGGGAUUCUGCAGCAGAGUUUUCAGGUGUGUGUGUGUGUGUGACGCACACUCGCGUGAGGAGGCCAUAUAUGUGUUGUGUUGAAUUGAAUUUGGGGUAAAGUCAUUUAGGAGCAUAAAGUGAGGCUGUUUUUUGUCACAAGUAGCUUACUGAUGUUGGCCCCCUGGGGCCCCCGAUUAAAGCCCCCUGCGAGCUGAAUUAAUCGUAAUAGUAAUAUUUUCUGAGCCAUAGAGUAUGCUUAAUUUAAGCUUUUUUUUUUACUUUAGCGUGUCUUGGACGUUGGUGCAAUUUUCUCCGACAUCUAUAAGCUACUUUUUUUACGAGAACGGCCUUCUGAUUUAUUUGCAGUUGAUUUUUCUUACUUUUAUGAAGAGCAGGAAAUAAUUAAUGAGCAAUCAGGAACUGUGUGCUGCAUUUUGGAUGUUGUAUUUGAAUUCGCAGUUACAAUACUGAAUUUAGAAUCAGCUACAAAGGGAGUAUAUCUGUGUUUGUGCUUCAUCCAAAAGUUAAAGGAACAGUUCGCCUAAAAUUCAAAAUCACAUAUUUAGUAUGUUUUUGCCACCUCGAGCGCCACAGGCCAUGGCAGUCAAAGUGUGCAUUUUUGAUAUUCGGGUGAACUGUCCUUUUAAAAAAAAAAGAGGGGAGGGGGGGGGGGAUAAGCUGUUUAGAUGUGUAAAGCUUUAGAAGUCGUAUGCCAAAGCCUGCUUUGAAAAUACUUUGACUAACAUGAAAGAAAAUGGCCCCUAAUAUGUCAAACGUGUGUAACUGUGGCGUGAGUAUAAAUCCACAUACAAGUAUCCAUGUAGUGUGAGACGUAAAAGGUAUCCGCUCUGCGCCGUGUUGACCUUUUGACCCCAUUCCCCCGUCCGUGUCCCAGUGGUGCCGUAUUGUGUGCUGGUGGAUUCGUGUUGUUUAGCCAAUGUGACGCGUCCAGUGGUGUCUUCUGUAACUCGGUAUUCUGUCUUUGUUGGUUUCUAGCCAAACGUGAGCCAAUCAAAGAGGGGGGGGGGGGGGGGGGGUGUUGAUGUUGUGCUACAGCCACGUAAGCUACAUUUUUGACCGUGUUUGAUUUUUAAUGUAGCCGUGGUGACGGUGGCAAUGCCAGCUUCGAUGUAGGUUGUACGAAUUUUGCAUCUUAAGAGGGAUAUUUUUAAUUUAAAGGAAUUAUGGGAAACAAAAGAUUGUUUCCCUGCUGCCGGCGCUACACUUCUGCUGAGGCCCAUCAUUUCAGCACCGCGGUGAGACAUAAACAAUAUAUUCGUAACAUUUCAAUAAAAUAGGGCGGUGGAAUAAUUGCAAUAACUUCCUUUUAUAAUCGAGCUACUAGAAUCGUGAGACUAAUAUCGAUAGGUGGAACAGAAGCCAUAGAGAAAACAGUUUUGCUUUGUGUGUGUGUGUGUGACUUGAAAUAAUAAUUCAAUAAUAAUAAUAAUUAUAUACAAAUGUUAUUUUCUGUGUGUUGUCAUCCUGUGGAAAUGUUAUUUCUUUUCAGGAAAUGUCUGCCACGACACGCAGUUUCCUCUCGUUGUUUCAUUCUGUCCCUGAAAGCAUUUCAGUCGUUUGCUUUUGGUUUAACUGCAAUAAACCGAUUUUUGGAAUUAUGA